Molecule: messenger RNA, 7249 nt
Organism: Stegostoma tigrinum
Lineage: Eukaryota; Metazoa; Chordata; Chondrichthyes; Orectolobiformes; Stegostomatidae
Product: E3 ubiquitin-protein ligase RNF185
Exons: 6
Coding region: 4903-5499 (198 amino acids)
Biological process (GO): ubiquitin-dependent protein catabolic process
Cellular component (GO): endoplasmic reticulum
Molecular function (GO): ubiquitin protein ligase activity; ubiquitin-like protein conjugating enzyme binding
Source: RefSeq, a predicted model, not a curated record
GUGGUGCUGAAGUCUUAAAACACAAAAAGGUGGAUAAAUCCCUGGGAGCAGAUCAAGUGUACCCUAGAACUUUGUGAGAAGCUAAGGAAGUGAUUUCUGGACCCCUUGCCAAAUAUUUUGGCAUCAUCAAUAGCCAUGGGUGAGGUGCUGGAAGACUAGAGGUUGGUCAACGUGAUGCUGUUAUUUAAGAAAUGUAGAAAGGUAAAGCCAAAAAACUUAGACUGGUGGGCAAGUUGUUGGAGGAGGGUCUGAGGGACAGGAUUUAUGUUUAUUUGGAAAUGCAAGUGCUGAUCUAGGAAUAGUCAACAUGUCUUUGUGUAUGGGAAAUCAUGUCCCACUAACUUGAUUAAGUUGUUUGAAGACGUGAUGAAGAGGAUUGAAGGCACAGCAGUCAACGUCUGCAUGCUCAGUAAGGCAUUCAACAAGGUUCUGCAUGAAAGACUGCCUAACAGGGUUAGUUCAUACGGAAUACAGGGAGAACCAGCCAUUUGGAUACAAAAUUGGCUAGAAGGUAGGAACUAGGAUGUUGUGGAGGGUUGCUUUUUGGAUUGGAGGCCUGUGACCAGCAGUUUCCUGCAGGGAUUGGUGCUGGGUCUGAUUUUUUUUUUUGUUUUGUUAUUUGUAGAAGCUAUUUGGAUAUGAAUAUAGGAGGUAUGGUUAAUAACUUUGUAGAUCACACUAAAAUUGUUGCCAAGGAUAGCAAAUAAGGUUACCUUGGAGUCCAACAGGACCUUGGUCAGAUGGUCUGAGGAGUGACAGAUGGAGUUUAUUAGAUAAAUGUGAGAUGCUAUACUUUGGUAAGGAAAUCAGGCAAGAAUAAUACACUUAAAAGUAAGGUGUAGGGGAGUGUUGUCAAACAGACACCUUGAUAUGCAGGUUUGUAGUUCCUUGAAAGUCACUGGUAGACAGGUCAGUGAAGAAGACCUUUCGUAUGCCUGUCUUUAUUGGUCAGUGCAUUGAGCAAAAGAGUUGGGAGGUCAUGUUGUGGUGGUACAGGACAUUGGUUAGGCUACUGUUGGAAUGCUGUGUUUGAUCCUGGUCUCUCUGAUAAAGGAAAGAUGUUGUGAAACUUGGGUUCAGAAAACAUUUUUAAGGAUGUUGCCACAGUUGGUAGGUUUGAGCUGGAGGAAAAGGCUGAGAGGUGACCUUAUAGAGGUUUAUAAAGAUCAUGAGGGGCAUGGAUAGGGUGAAUAGUCAAGGCCUUUUCCCCAGCAUAGUGGAGUCAAAAACUAGAAGGUAUAGGUUUACGGUGAGAGGGGAAAGAUUUAAAGGGAACCUAAGAGGCAACUUUUUUGCGCAGUGCAUGUAUGGAAUCAGCUGCCAGAGGAAGUGUAGGAGGUUGCUACUGUUACAAAAAUUAAAAGACAUCUGGAUGGGAACAUGACUAGGAGGGGUUUAGAGGGAUAUGGGCCAAAUGCUGGCAAAUGGGACUAGAUUAAUUCAGCAUAUCUCGGCAGCAUAGAUGAAUUGGACUGAAGGGUCUAUUUCUGUGUUGUACAUCUUUGACUCUGUAACCAGGGGAACAUGACAUUUCUCCUGUAAGAAGCAGUGUGUUGACUGGUAGAGAUGUUACUAUGAACAAUACAUCAGUCCUUACGUUUGUUCUUUGCAAACAAUGUGGGCAUUGCUGUCUCGAGUGUCCCUGAUUGUCCUGUAGAAGGUGAUGGUGAGCUGCUUUCUUGAACCAUUGCAUUGUGUUGUAGAUACACCCACAGUGCUGUAAGGAAGACAAUUCCAGGAUUUUGUCCCAAUAACAGCAAAGGAUGAUGAGUAAGUUCCAACUAAGGAUACUGUGUGAUUUGCAGCAGCGGUACUGUGUAGCAUCUACAAGAUGCACCUAGACAACUCAUCCAGGCUUUUUAAACCUUACAAACCGAUGGCAGCGACCACCAAGGAGGACAAGGCAAGAAAAGAUCCCCUCUGAGUGACUCACCAUCCUGACUUGGAUGGUGGAUUGGAAAGAAAUCCCUAUCCCUACGCUAUUGCUGGGUCAAAAUCCUGUAACCCUCCUCUCAAACAGGUCGUGUGUGCCCUGACAACACACAAACUGGAGCAGUCCAAGAAUGCUGCUCACUAUCACCCUAUUACAGGCAACUUGUUGGGAGUUUUUUUACAGACCCCCUAAUAGUUGCAGAGAAGUGGAGGAGCAGAUUGGGAGGCAGAUACUGAAAAGGUGCAGAACUCACAGGGUUGUAGUCUGGGUGACUUCAACUUUCCAAAUAUUGAUUGGAAACAAUCUAGUUGUAGUAGUUUAGAUUUUGUCCAGUGCAUUCAGAAAGGAUUACUGACACAGUAUGUAAUAGACCAACAUGAGGAAAGGUGAUUUUCGAUUUGGUGCUUGGCAAUGAACCAGGCCAACUGUUAGACCUGUUGGUCGAAGAGCAUUUUGGCGUUAGCAAUCAUCACUGUUACUUUUACAAUAGUCACGGAAAAGGAUAGGUAUGUACAGCAGAGUAAGGUUUAUAAUUGGGGGAAGGGUAAUUACAAUUCUGUUAGGCGAGAACUGGGUAAAAAAAAUGGGAACAGAUGAUGUCAGGGAAGAGCUCUCUGAAAUGCGGAGAUUGUUUAAGGAAUGCAUACUGCGUGUGCUCAAUAUGUUUGUCCCGAGCAGGCAAGGAAGAUGCGGUUGAGUGAGGCAGCCUUGGUUCUUAAGAGAGGUUGAAUGACUAGGAUGCUUAUAUAAGGUUUAGGAAACAAGGCUUGGAAAAGACUCCAGAGGGAUACAAGUUAGCCAGAAAGGAUCUGAAGAAAGGGUGUAGGAGAGCAAUAAGGGGGCAUGAGAAAACCUUAACAGAUAGGAUCAAGGAAAACUCCAAGGCUUUUUACACAUUAGUGAGGAAUAAGAGAAUGAUCAGAGAAAGGGCAGGGCCAAUCAAGGAUUGUAAAGGGAAUUUGUGCACGGAGCCUAAAGCGAUACGAGAGGUCCUUAAUUAAUACUUUUCUUCAGGAUUCAUAACUGAGAGGGACCUAGUUGUAGAGGAGGCCAACGUGAAACAGGCUGGUAGGCUAGAGGAGAUCAAUGUUAGUUAGGAAGAUGUGCUAGGAAUUUUGAGGAACUUGAGGAUAUAUCAGUCCCCUGGACCUGAAUGGAAUUAAUCCAAUGAUUCUAUAGGAAGCGAGGGAAGAGAUCACAGUGCCUUUGACGUUGAUCUUUUCGUCCUCACUGUCCAUGGGUAUAGUGCUGGAAGAUUGGAGAGGGGCAAACGUCAUUCCCUUGUUCAAAAAAGGGAAUAGGGAUAACCCCAGAAAUUAUAGGCCAAUUAGUCUUACUUCAGUGGUGGGCAAAUUAUUGGUAAGGGUUCUGAGAGGUAGGAUUUAUGAUCACUUGGAAAGGCACAGUGGGCUUCGUGAUAGCAUGGAUUUGUGAGGGGUAGAUCAUGCCUCAAAAAAUUUAGUGAAUUCUUUGAAUAGGUGACCAAACACGUGGAUGAAGGUUGAGCGGUGGAUGUGGUAUACAUGGAUUUAAGUAAGGCAUUUUGAUCAGGUUCCCCAUGGUAGGCUCAUGCAGAAGGUAAGGAGGCAUUGGAUAGGGGGAAAUGUGGCUGAUUGGAUUCAGAAUUGGCUGACCUUUAGAAGACAAAGUGUGGGAGUGGACGGCAACUAUUCAACAUGGUGCUCAGUUACGAGUGGAGUACCACAAGGAUUUGUUCUGGGUCCUCUUCUAUUUGUGAUUUUUGUAAAUGAUUUGGAUGAAGGAGUGGAAAGGUGGAUUAGUAAGUUCGCAGAUGAUACAAAGGUGGUUUAAGUUGUGGACAGUGCAGCGGGCUGCUCUAGGUCACAAAGGGACAUUGAUAGGAUGCAGAGCUGGGCUGAGACGUGGCAGAUGGAGUUUAAUCCUGAAACGUAGGAGGCGAUUCAUUUUGGAAGGACAAACUUGAAAGCAGAAUACAGGGUUAAUGGAAAGAUUCUUGGCAGUGCGGAGGAGCAGAGGGAUCUUGGGGUUCAUGUUCUCAGUUCCCUGAAAGGUGCCACCCAGGUGGACAUAGUUAUUAAGAAGACAUACGGCAUGUUAGCUUUCAUUGAGUUCAACAGCCGUGAAGUUAUGCUCCAGCUGUAUAAAAGGUUCAGCCACAUCUGGAGUAUUGUGUCCAGUUCUGGUCACCUCAGUACAAGAAAGAUGUCGAAGCGUUGGAAAAGGUGCAGAGGAGAUUUACCAGGAUGUUGCCUGGACUGGAGGAAAGGUCUUAUGAGGAAAGGUUGAGAGAGCUAGGGCUUUUCUCUUUAGAAUGACGAAGGACGAGAGGUGACUUGAUAGAGGUGUACAAAAUGAUCAGAGGUAUAGAUAGAGUGGACAGCUAGAGACAUUUUUCCUAGGAUGGAGGUAGCUAUUGCGAAGGGUCAUAGCUUUAUGGAGUGGAGGUAGAUGUCAGAGGUAGGUUCUUCAAAGAGUGGUCGGGGUGUGGAAUGCAUUGCCGGAGAGGGUGGUGGAGUCGGUCUCAUUAGGGGCAUUUAAGUGGCUGCUAGAUAGGCAUAUGGAUGACAGUAUAAGGUAGGGGUGGAGAUUAGAGAGACUUUAAGAUUAGGGUAAAAGUUCAGCACAACAUCGUGGGCCGAAAGGCCUGUACUGUGCAGUACUGUUCUAUUUUCUAACUAAGAAUAAACAAUGAAUGCUUGCCCAGCAGUGAUGCCCACAUCCCAGAGAAGAGCAAGUUACCACGCUGAUUGCAUAAUUAUUGGCCGUAAUGUACCUGAGACCAUGGAAAACGCCAGGAAAUGAGCUUCAAUUGUUGAUAUCUCUGAGGUUGCUUUACAGGAACAGCUCCCCACAAAGUGAACUUUCCCAUUGAAGAGGGUCUACCUCGGUGGCGGAACCUUUCACUGGAGCCGUGCAGCAGCGGAGCGGUUGCUAAGGCCAGUCCGUUCCGGUGGCAAAGCGGAUGUGUGAGUGUUGCUAACAGGGAGAUGGCAAGUUUGGAUUCGGCGGCCGCUGGUGCCGAUAGAGGCCCCGGACCAGGCGAGAGCCGAGGCCCAGGGUCUGGGCCGGGGGAGAGCCGAGGGCCUGGUGAGGGCAAGGGUCAAGACAGUACCUUCGAGUGUAAUAUCUGUCUGGACACAGCGAAGGAUGCGGUGAUCAGUCUGUGUGGUCACUUGUUCUGCUGGCCCUGCUUGCACCAGUGGUUAGAGACCAGACCUAAUCGACAGGUUUGCCCUGUUUGCAAAGCAGGAAUUAGUCGAGACAAAGUAAUUCCCCUUUAUGGAAGAGGAAGCACAGGCCAGCAGGAUCCAAGAGAGAAAACUCCUCCAAGACCGCAAGGCCAGAGACCUGAGCCAGAGAGUAGAGGGGGUUUCCAAGGUUUUGGAUUUGGAGAUGGAGGAUUCCAGAUGUCAUUUGGGAUUGGUGCAUUUCCAUUUGGGAUUUUUGCGACAGCAUUUAACAUCAAUGAUGGCCGCCCACCUCCAGCAGUCCCUGGAACGCCACAAUAUGUGGAUGAACAGUUUCUGUCUCGCCUUUUCCUUUUUGUGGCUCUUGUGAUUAUGUUCUGGCUCCUCAUUGCUUAAGGACAAAUGGAAGUGAUUACUUUUCCGGAUCAUUGUGUGAUCUGAUGAGUCAGAUGAACUCUUCUGGGAAGUUGAAUCUUUCACUAAGGUUUUCUACCUUUCGAAUAUACAUUAAUUACAGAAAUCAUAUCUAACUGGGGCUGAAACCAUUCUUUGAAUUUACCAAUUGAAGAUGAUGAAAACAACAUGUACAUGGAUCUAGUUAGAGUGGACUAGUACUGUUUGUUUAAAAGGUUCCAAUUUCUGGAUUGUAAUUCUAAGGUAAUAUCUGUGUUUUGUGCUUGUAUGUGAAAUAUUCUGCAUGCUGACUUCAGAUUGUCUAUCCUUACUCAAAUCACUGCUGCAUUGUCACUUUGGGAAUGGAAAGAAAAUUUGUUUCUUGACUGGUAUAAUAGUCCUUGAAGUGGAGAUGUAAGCUGUGCUUGUCAGGUUUGUUAGGUAGAUUUGUCUUCAAGGCAAGAUUUAAAAUCCAAAUUCAACUCUAUUUGAGUGCAGAAUCUCAGCUGUUUGGCAGGACAGAGGUCCAGUUUUACAUUUGUCUGAAUAUAAGCAAUCCUAUGGUCCUAUUUAAAGACCAGCAAGAGUUCUGCAUUUCCUGGUCAACCAGGCUGUCAAAAUCAGAUUAAGUGGUAAUAUAUUUCCAUUGCAAUUUAUGGAAUCUUGCUGUGCUUAAAUUACAUUUUCCUACAUAACAGUUGUUUUAACUGUGACUAAUAUUUAGCUGUCAAGAGCAAUGACAUGAACUGAGGUUGGAGAUGACUGCAAGUUUCCACUCUUAAUUUUGCUGAAAGUAAAAAAGUUAGCGGUAAAGGGGUCAUCCUUCAUUUGUAGCCACUGAUAAAUUUCAGUCAGCAUAUCAAGUUAAGAUCAUUUUCUCACUCUGCCUAUCCCUAUUCAGAUCAGAAUAUUGGAGCAGAGCUUUGCAAUGGCACUCUUCCUUUAAACAGAGAUGUUCAGUUUUUGACAAUUCUUAAAAAAAUCUGCAUGAAAUAUUGACCAGAGUCUCAGCUCAUUGCAUCAAGUCAUACAGUGGAAUAGGUGUACUAGAACUUGGUCCUCCUCUAACCCUGACAUUUAGAUUGUCAUGUUCUGAAUUCACCUUCACAAUUCUCGCGCAUCUAUUGUGUAAGUUCACCUGUGACAGGCGUCUUCAUAGAGUUAGCAGACUUCUGCACAUCUGCCAUGACUACCAUUUAGGAAAGAGGUGACAGCCCAACAGAGACCUGCAGAAUUUAAGAGUUUAAAGUACAGCUGUAUUUAAAAAGAUAUUAGGGCUGGGGACACACACUGAACAUUCAGUGACCCAAGCCUUUUAUUUUCUCACUACAGUGAAAAAUUUGCUGGGACCAUCUGGGAGGAAGUGGUAAUGGAGAACUGUUUGUCAGUCAGGAGAUGAAAAUUGAAAAGCCUGGAUAAAAUGGGUUGAGGAACAAAGCUAGGCUAAUGAUGACAGACAGGAACAGAUGAUGUCAUACAGAUUGGAUGAGGAGCAGUUACAGACAAAAGACUGGAUCAGGCAGUGUCUGCACCUGUCAUUCAGCUCCUGUGAACAGUGGAAUUCCAGAAAAUUUAUAAUUCCAUUGUCUAAUAAUAUAGGGUUCAUUCUUGAACCAGGCUAAACCCAGUACUGAGGUGGAUGAUAUCAGCUGCAUACAGGCCUUCAUGCAGAAAUGUGAAAAUGUAUUUUUAAUUUAAUAUACUGUUUCCUACUUUGUAUCAAGUGUGAAAUAAAACUUGUGCAUCAACCUAA